This is a messenger RNA of Miscanthus lutarioriparius, 654 nucleotides long. The record is from the annotation of a GenBank genome assembly. Lineage: Eukaryota; Viridiplantae; Streptophyta; Magnoliopsida; Poales; Poaceae.
AUGGCCUGUCCUGCAAAAAAGAAAGAUGUUACUUUUGAAAGAAUUUAUGAAUUUAACCACUCUAAAAAUUUGAAGAAUGAGAACUCGCAAUUUUGGCUUUGGAGCAGCUACAAAAUUAAUCAACAGCAAGAUAAGGUUGGUGUCUUUGUGAGCAUUGUAAGUACAAAGAUACCUUUCAAAGGAACUGGAAAGGAGUACAUUGGGGAUGACAUAACUGAAAUAUCAUCUGCUGUUAUGUCAGCCCUGAAGCAGUGCUGUCUUCAACUGAAGUCUAAGAUUGUGAAGAAACUUCAGGCUCGUGAGCGGCAGGACAGGAAAAGGAACCUGAACAGAUAUAUUCCUGAUGUUGCAAGAGCGAUUAUGGAAACUCUGGUAGAAAUUGCAGAUCAAUCUCCCCCAAAAAGGCCACGCUAUGAUAAGGAAGAUGAGGAACUCCUUGAGAAGAUAGAUUCUCAGGAGGUGACAGAGAUGACAUUUAGAGACUGCUUGGCUCAGCAUGUUGAACAGGUCGACUAUGAAAUGGCACUGGACUACGCCAUGCAGAGUGGAGUAAGCGAGGAGCCCCGAGAAGCAAUAUAUUUGAACUCACUUGAAGGAUCUUACAAGUUUGUCGACUUACAGAGUCCAGUCCUCGUGUUCAGAUUUGUUCCUUGA